Molecule: messenger RNA, 898 nt
Organism: Cicer arietinum (chickpea)
Lineage: Eukaryota; Viridiplantae; Streptophyta; Magnoliopsida; Fabales; Fabaceae
Source: RefSeq, a predicted model, not a curated record
AGUUGUUUUAGUUAAGUUGCAGGUGAAAAGUUGGAGCUUAAAAUGCUCUCUCUCCUCAACCUUCUUUUACAAAACGAACCAAAGCAACUCAUCAUCAAUAGCUUUUAAUUUUUCUCUCUUCAUUUUGCUUAUGUCUACUUUACAUGAGGAUGGUGAAGUUGAUUUUGAAGAAGGAAUUAUUUGGUUACCUUCUCAUGUUCUUGACCAGGCAUGCGACUCUAAGUGUUCUGUAAAUAUGAGAAACGGUCAACAAAAACAUCAGCGACAGGACCGCCGAAGUUUGCCCCGGGAAUCACACUCGCAGUACUCAAAGUUUCCUUCAAGUUCAUCAUUUCAAAGGCCCAAACAUGCCACAGGUGGGCCUGGAAUGCAGGCCCUUUUCUUAGAUUAUGGGCAAAAGUCAUGUGGUACCGGCGUGUUCUUACCCCAAAAAGCAGGAACAAAACCAACCAAGAAGCCGGCUUGCGCUCCUGUCCUCCUUCCAGCCCGAGUCAUUCAAGCACUAAAUAUUAAAGUGCACACAUUUGGUCUGCAUAUUUCACCUCCUCAAGUUUCUAAAUAUAAUAUAAGAUGUGAAGAAGUAUACACUAAUGAGUCAACAAAGAAGAUAAUUGAUCGGAAAUAUGGUCUAUGUCAAAGUUCUUCUCCCGAUAUAUUUCUUCCAAAGGAAUGGACUUACUAGCUCCUAAUUUGAAUUUAUUAGAAAAAGAAGCUCCAAAUUUGAAUAAGUUAGAAAAAGCUUAUAACACAUAAAAAGGCACAGCGUGUGGUAAAGACAGUUUCUUUCUCAUAAUAGUUGAGCUGCUAAAUUAAUUGUACUAUCAUGUUAAUUAGCUCUGAUGAUGUAAUAUUGUUAAAUUUAAUAAUAAAAGCUUGAUCAUCGGGUCUCACUUGUUUA